This is a messenger RNA of Daldinia vernicosa, 1565 nucleotides long. RefSeq names its product carbohydrate-binding module family 35 protein. The record is from RefSeq and is a predicted model, not a curated record. Lineage: Eukaryota; Fungi; Ascomycota; Sordariomycetes; Xylariales; Hypoxylaceae. The coding region runs from base 102 to 1565 and encodes 487 amino acids. Gene Ontology annotation, biological process: carbohydrate metabolic process. Gene Ontology annotation, molecular function: hydrolase activity, hydrolyzing O-glycosyl compounds. The transcript is spliced from 9 exons.
CCUAUAAACUACUUAUAAGCCUUGGGUGGUUGAGAUGGCGCGCAUGGAGAUUAUCAGACCGGUAUUGCACAUACGCUCGGAUUUGCAGUCCACGGUGAAAGAUGUUUGGCCUAGAUAUGCGCCUCUCUAGCAGGUUAUUGCUCCUCAGUGCAGUUGCAGCACAGGCAAAGUAUAUUGUGCCCGGAGCGAGAUGGCGAGAUACGGAAAAUAACCUGGUCAAUGCCCAUGCGGGCAACGUCGUCUUGGAGAAUGGCACAUUCUGGCUCUUUGGAGAGUACAAGGUCGAGGGACAGGAAGAGGGUGGUGGUGUUUCGGUUUACAGCUCUGAAGAUUUAGCUACUUGGACUUCUCAUGGUCUGGCUUUAGAACCUAUCUCCUGGCACCCCUUUAUCUCGCCUAAGAACAUUAUCCAGCGGCCCAAGGUUGUGUAUAGUGAGUCGACAAGCCAGUAUCACAUGUGGUGGCACGCCGACAAUGCUACGUACGGGCGUCUACUACAAGGACUCGCAGUUUCAGAUACAAUCGGCGGACCCUAUACAUUCGUCAGUGCCCAAGCUCCUUUGGGUAAUUGGUCUCAGGACUUUGGGAUGUUUACCGACUACAAAGACGGCAAAACGUACGCCCUCUACUCGAACGGUGACAGUUCAGAGGGCCGAGACGUGUAUCUAGCUUCGUACAAUAAGGAAAUCACGACGCUUGAAGAGGUGGUUCACCGCUUCGAUAAGUUCGAUCUUGAGGCUCCUUCUAUCGUACAGACCGAGCAUUCUUAUUAUGCCUUAUUAAGUCACAAAACGGGAUACAGACCCAACAACGUCGUUGCCUUUCGAGCAGACAGCUUGAGUGGCCCCUGGUCCCAGCCCUGGAUUGUCGCGCCGCUUAACACGCGUACUUUCAACUCACAGUCCGGCUUUACGUUGAGAAUAGUAGGAACCGAGAAGACGACAUAUUUAUACUUGGGCGACCAGUGGGAUUCUAACUCGCUUUGGGAAUCUCGAUAUAUAUGGCUACCUAUUAACAUCGACGAUGACAAGAAGACCCUUCAGCUGGAAUGGCACGAUGUUUACGAUCUAGAUGUAAAAACUGGAAACUGGCAGCCAGUGGAUGGGACCACAUAUUCUGCCAAAGAUGCAACAACAAGUGGAAACGCUUUCAAGCAAGAAGCUAACUUCGCCACCGACGGAGUUAUCUUGACAGGGAUCGAAGGCAACGACAGCACAGUCACCUUUCAGGGUAUAGAGGGAACAGGAAAGCCUCAAUGGGUUUCGUUCUACUACCAGAACACCGACGACAUGGGCUUCGGAGAUCAACCCGGCGGCUCGCCAGAUCGAAUUGGUGGCUCAUGGCAGCUCCGCCGCAUUUCUAGCGUUGUUGUGAACGGAAAGACGGAGAACGUCGAGACACUGUACCAGAGGGAUACACACAAGGGAAUCAUCCUGUCGACGCCGCUCCAGCUGACUCUGGAGGAGGGUUCGAAUAACACUAUCACGGUGGGCGGUUUGUACAACGGGUUUCAAUACAAGGGUGCCGAUCUUGAUAAGAUCGUCGUUUAUCCCCCAGAGAGUUAG